This is a messenger RNA of Dipodomys ordii (Ord's kangaroo rat), 1696 nucleotides long. It is a transcript of the gene Rhoh, whose product is annotated as ras homolog family member H. The record is from RefSeq and is a predicted model, not a curated record. Bases 628 to 1203 code for a protein of 191 amino acids. Lineage: Eukaryota; Metazoa; Chordata; Mammalia; Rodentia; Heteromyidae. Gene Ontology annotation, biological process: small GTPase-mediated signal transduction. Gene Ontology annotation, molecular function: GTP binding; GTPase activity. The transcript is spliced from 4 exons.
AGCAGUCGCAGCGAUGGCCUCCAUCCUCUCUUUUCAACCCAUCUAGCACGCCUGUCCGCUGUGGGCUUGCAGCCGCUAGCUGGGCACUUCCUGCUGUUCCUAGCCUCCUAUCUCAAACUCCUGUCUGGAUUUGCAAUCACAGCCCGAAGCGCCUUCUUUAAACAUGUUGCCACUGAUAGCCAAUUGCUGCCCUUGUAGAGUGGAUUUGGUUUGCGAAGACAACUGUUUGCAGCUACGUCCAGAGAACCAGGUAGCAAUUUGAAAAUCAUCGAUCCAGAACUCUGCUGCCCAUGGCCCAAACCAAGAUGACAAACUGAUUUCCAAAGUGUCUGAAUCUAUUUGAACCUGAAGCACAGAGAGAGCGUAUUCCUCUUGGAGUAGAAGCCUGAAGACAGCUGUUUGGGAGUGUCUCCUUUGCAUGCCAGUUGGAGACGAGGCUUGAGGACUUCCUGCGUCGAUGGUGUCUCUGGCCUGGAGGGGAUUGGAGAAGUAACAUCGCCCAGCUUGCCAGCAGGGGCCCUGAGAGCCUGCGCCUCCCCGGGGUCUUCCCUCGCUGCUGACCGAUGGCCCUGGCGGCAGCGGCCCUCUGAGGCUCCGAGCUGGUCCCGCAGCGCUGCAGGCCGGACGAUGCUGAGUUCCAUCAAGUGCGUGCUGGUGGGCGACAGCGCCGUGGGGAAAACGUCCCUGCUGGUGCGCUUCACCUCCGAGACCUUCCCCGAGGCCUACAAGCCCACGGUGUACGAGAACACGGGGGUGGACGUCUUCAUGGACGGCAUCCAGAUCAGCCUGGGCCUCUGGGACACGGCGGGCAACGACGCCUUCCGCAGCAUCCGGCCCCUUUCCUACCAGCAGGCCGACGUGGUGCUCAUGUGCUACUCCGUGGCCAACCACAGCUCGUUCUUGAACCUGAAGAACAAGUGGAUCGGGGAGAUCAGGAACAACCUGCCCUGUACCCCAGUGCUUGUGGUGGCCACCCAGACGGACCAGAGGGAGGCGGGACCCCACAGGGCCUCCUGCAUCAACGCCAUAGAAGGGAAGAGAAUGGCUCAGGAGGUGCGAGCCAAGGGCUACCUGGAGUGCUCGGCCCUGAGCAACCGCGGGGUGCAGCAGGUGUUCGAGUGUGCCGUGCGCACGGCCGUCAACCAGGCCCGCAGGCAAAACAGAAGAAGGCUCUUCUCCAUGAACGAGUGCAAGAUCUUCUGAAUCCACCCCCCCAUGCUCCCCCAACAAGCACGGACUCGUGGGGAGAACGGGGCCCCCACCCCCAAGCCAGGAAGGUUGACACCCAAGUAUAGUUGGCAGGAUUUGUGACUCUCUGCUCUUGAGUAACAUCAUUCUACAAAUGUAUUCCUGACCAGAACAAACAAACAAACAUAGAAAACCCUUGGAAAGCCCACAUGAAUAGUCUAUCCUGUGAUGGAAAAAAAAAACAAACUAAAAUGGCCUCCAUAAUGUAGAACAGUGAAGUGAGUUUUCCAAGUAUGUCAUAUUUAAAGACGUUUUAUUUAAGUACUAACGAAACAUAGAGCUCUUGUAUAGCAUUUGUUUUGUGUGUGUGUGCUUGGAAAGUUUACAUACUUGCAAACAAACUGCUGUAUGAAUGAAAGUCACCUGAAUGGGGAAUUUGGAUGAAACUAUUUGUCUGCUGGAUUCCCUCCCCCAAUCAGAUCUUAACAUGACCAAAAAUUGAUCCUAA